Cuscuta campestris is the source of this 1025-nucleotide messenger RNA. The record is from the annotation of a GenBank genome assembly. NCBI's taxonomy places the organism in Eukaryota, Viridiplantae, Streptophyta, Magnoliopsida, Solanales, Convolvulaceae.
AAAAAAACAGUUCUUCACACUUUAGCAGCCGCAAACGGAGCUAGGGAAAUGAGGGAACCAACCGAAGGGCGGAGACAGAGGAAAAAGAGUUGCGUCAUCUUCACUUCGGCCGGCUGCCCGCCUUACCGCGACGCCGUACAACACUUCCGCAUUCACUUCAGUCUUCCGGCAUUUGAGGGAGGGAGAACCACCGUCGUUAUCCCUACCCUCCUUGAAGCUGCCGCCGGUGACUUCGCCGUUCCCGCCGCCACGGGGCUCAUUGUCGCCGUCUUCAUCUAGCCGCUUCUGGAAGCUGAGUUAUUACUCUUUUGUGAUUCAACUAGGUUUGAAUCACCAUGAGUUCAAGCCCUGUGAAAGAGUCCCAAAACACGCCGACAAGCUCACAAGAAGCUGAGAAGAAGCCUAUCGAACCCAUUCGGCUUCCAACAGUUGAGGAAGUUCGAGGCCAAGACAUAUGGAACAACUGCGCCAUCCGCAGCGUCGCAAGUGGAAUCAUGGGAGGGGGGCUAGGAUUGGCCAUGGGUCUGUUUUUGGGGUCACUGGACACCCAUAUAUUGGACGAUGAAAUGACAAGUAAGCAAAAAAUUGUGUACCAAGCAAAGCAGAUGGGUCGGAGGAGUUGGAGUUCUUGCAAGACCUUUGCUGUUAUGGGUUUGAUAUUUUCUGCCGCAGAAUGUGUGGUUGAGAAGGCCAGGGCGAAACAUGACAUUGCCAACACUGCAGUUGCUGGAUGUGUAACUGGAGGCGCAUUAUCAGCCAGAGGAGGUCCAAAGGCAGCAUGCGCCGGUUGUGCUGGCUUUGCUGCAUUCUCUGUUGUGAUCGAGAAGUUCUUAGAAAGGAUGAACUAAAGAAGCUUUGGAGGUUAUAACCCAAACCAAGAAAUUUUGGAAUUUUAUUGUCUUGCUUGCCUACAAAUUUGCUGCUGAUUUUGUUAUUUCUUACCAUGUGAGAGGGGUUUUUUUUUGUUGAAAUGUGCCUUGAAAUAUAUACUUUAUACUCCCCCAAAAUGAACUUUAGGCAUUCCU